UAAGACCUUGAAAAACCCAAAUAAUCUCGUGCGCAGAACCAGGCGGCGGCAGAACGUCCUCGCAGCACGUCGUCUAUAAAUAGACGACACACCGCGCCGCCGCUCGGCACCUGUCCUCAACGACACACACACAACUGGGGGGUAAAGGAGACGUGCAGGCGGACACGCAAGUUGUAAGUGUGACUCCCCCCGAGCGAGCCUCCCGAGAAAAAUGUGUGCAAGAAUCUGCAAGGGGCCGAGAGUAAACACGGGAGCCUUUUAAACACCGAGAAAAACGAAGUGGGUGUUUUUUUGUUUUUUUGGAUGAGUGACCGAGUGAUCCGACCGCCUUGUUAAUCCGUGAAGGGCACACAUGGAGCCCCAUGUGAGCGACCACCAGAGCCCCCUUCCAGUGUCCGAGGCCACCGGGCUGGCCAUGCCCCCCUCCAGCCAGGCAACAGACUUGAGGCCCAGAUGGACGGUGCUGGACUCCCUGCUGUGCGGGGCCAUCGCCGGAGCCAUCGCCAAGACGGUCAUCGCCCCUCUGGAUCGGACCAAGAUCAUCUUCCAAGUGUCCUCCAACAGGUUCUCGGCCAAGGAGGCCUUCAGGCUCAUCUACUGUUCCUACAUGAAGGACGGGCUGCUCAGCCUGUGGCGGGGCAACUCCGCCACCAUGAUGAGGGUCAUGCCCUACGCCGGCAUCCAGUUCUGCUCCCAUGACAAGUACAAGGAGCUGCUGGGAGGUUACUACGGCUACCAGGGGAAAGCUCUGCCUCCCUUCCAACGCUUCCUGGCCGGCUCCCUGGCCGGCACCACGGCGGCCAUGCUCACCUAUCCUCUGGACAUGGUGCGAGCCCGGAUGGCAGUCACAGCCCGAGAGAUGUACAGCAACAUCAUGCACGUGUUUGUGCGGAUCUCCCAGGAGGAGGGCGUGCGGACCCUCUACAGAGGCUUCACCCCCACCAUCAUGGGCGUCAUCCCGUACGCCGGGAUCACGUUCUUCACAUACGAGACCCUCAAGAAGCUGCACACGGAGAAGACGAAGCUGCCCCAGCCGUCCCCGUUGGAGCGCCUGGCGUUCGGCGCCUGCGCCGGCCUCAUCGGCCAGUCCGCCUCGUACCCGCUGGACGUGGUGCGGCGGCGCAUGCAGACGGCGGGCGUCACGGGCUCGUCGUACGCCACCAUCCUGGGGACGAUGCGCGCGAUCGUGGCGCAGGAGGGCGUCGUGCGCGGACUCUACAAGGGCCUGAGCAUGAACUGGAUCAAAGGGCCCAUCGCCGUGGGGAUCAGCCUCACCACGUUCGACGUGACGCACGGCCUCCUGCUCAAAGUGCACCAGACGGGAUACUUCACACACUGAGUCGGGCCGAGCGGGGGAAACGACACGAGACCCCAAAAAAGAUGAACAGACUUGAUGCGAGGGAGGCGGUCAACUCUGAAGAAGAGGCCGUCCAGCCGCACGGUCCUGUUCCCUUCAGACCGGAGGAGGAUGAGGAGGAUGAGGAUGAGGAGGAGCGUAGAGCUGUCACGCACAAAGUUCUCACGCUCGAGAAAACGCACAGUCAGGAUUCACUGACGGAGGUGGAGGAGCGCGAGAGGAAAUAAUAAAGUGUCUUUCUUUUUUUCCUUUUUUUUGUUAUCGUCGUCGUUCACGCAAUCAAAACUUUUAUUUUGAAAUCCUGUCGACGGCCCGUUGCUGUCGGGCCGGCGUCGGGCACGAACGGAGCAACGGUGGAGUCCAGACGAGGAGUUCUGUUUUUGAUGACGCUCGCAUUUUAUGAGACGGCGGACGGUUCAAGCGAUAACUCAAAUUUUUUUUUUCUAUCACUUUUUUCAUUUCCGAGGGACGUUUUAUUUGAAUUUCUAAUCGCGUAGCUUUGUUUUCCUUUUGAUCGUUUCAAAUGGACUGAGGGGGGGUUUAUGGAUUUGAAUGAAAUGGUCAUUAUGCAAUAGUUUUUAAUUGUUUUUUUUAUUUCUAUACGGUGCCACUGCGGGUUGGCUUGAGAUGAACUGAGCGAUUGAUUGUCGGAGGUCAUCGUGUCUCACUGUCCGUCCUGCAGGAGUUGUAUCGCAUGAAUAUGUCUUAUGAGUGGACGCAAAUCAAAUAAAUCUAAAUAUGUAUAUAACAAUUUGUUUUAUGUGCAUAUUACUAUGUCAUUGUUGUGUCAUUUAAGGAGCCUGCACAUUAAAAAAUAGAUAAAAGACCAAA
Molecule: messenger RNA, 2188 nt
Organism: Pseudoliparis swirei
Lineage: Eukaryota; Metazoa; Chordata; Actinopteri; Perciformes; Liparidae
Product: mitochondrial coenzyme A transporter SLC25A42-like
Exons: 8
Coding region: 353-1339 (328 amino acids)
Biological process (GO): transmembrane transport
Cellular component (GO): mitochondrial inner membrane
Source: RefSeq, a predicted model, not a curated record